Amblyraja radiata (thorny skate) is the source of this 1061-nucleotide messenger RNA. Its product is annotated as myosin heavy chain, clone 203-like. Lineage: Eukaryota; Metazoa; Chordata; Chondrichthyes; Rajiformes; Rajidae. The record is from RefSeq and is a predicted model, not a curated record. Gene Ontology annotation, cellular component: Golgi apparatus. The transcript has 8 exons. The coding region runs from base 25 to 1011 and encodes 328 amino acids.
UUGCAGCCACUUUAAAUUAGAAUCAUGUGGAGGUGCAUUUGUGGAAUUGAAGAGUCCCUUGCAUCAUCGGAGGCACUGAGCUGCAGGUCUACUACAGGUAAGUAUUUGGUGGCUGGUUUAUCUGAGCAGCUGGCUCAGUAUGAACAGCUGGUAGUGCAGCUCAUAGACCAAUAUCCGGACAAAGAGACCCAGCUACAAGUGAGAGAUGAACACCUUAAGUUACUGGAAGACCUCAAGGUAAAACUCCGUGAAAACGAAGAAGCAUUAUUGGAAAAGACGCAACUUGUCGAUGUGUUGCAGAAAAAGCUUAAUAGGAAUAAUCGGGAUCUAGCGUUGCUGGAAGACUUCAAUGAAAAACUCUGGGAAAGGGAAGAGGAACUGCGAGAAACAACAGAACACGUGAAAGUACUGCAGAAAAAGCUGGAAAGGAAGAAUUGUGUGAUAAUGGAGUUAGUUGAAGAUGUAAGAAAGCUUGAAGAUGAGAAUGAGGACCUGGACAACAAGUAUUACGCUGAAGAUUACUCCAGCCAUAUCAAGAUCUGUGGUUUGAGGGCGACCCAUAAAGCUGAAUUAACAAAUCUCAAAGAACAAGUGACGCUUCUGUACCAAGAGGCUGCAAGAUCAGAGGACAGUUCCUUGUCAAUGGAAGCUUCAUACCUGUCUAAAAUCGAGCAGAUCCAAGAGGAGCUGGACAAUGUACAGCUUGUUUCUGCUCAGAAGCUUCUGCUGGAGCACAAAGAUGCGGAGAUUGACUAUGAAGAGGAGGACGACCAGUUACACCUAAAAGUGAACUGGCCACAAUACGUCGAGGCACAAAAUGAGAAGCUUCAAAAAAUAUUGGAAACAUAUGAAGAGCAAUACCAGAACAUGCAAGUAGGUUUAGAACAAGUUACCAAGGGAGCAGCUUCCCAGGUUGGGAGAAUUUGUGAUGCAUUUAAUUCCCCCACGUACAAUCUUAAUUCCAAGUGUGCGCAUUCUGCACAGAUUCAAAAGUCUCAAGUAUCCUGCUAAUUAAUAUUACAUUGCAUUUUACAAAUAAUUUUAUGUUGCUUAUUCAGAUU